AUGACUGUUGACACCGACUAUCAACAACUGCUCACACUUUAUGGAGGAAUUGUCGGCGAUAUGAAACAAUCUUAUGGGGCAUGGGACACGGUCGGUCAACGGGCAAAUAAGCUGGCAACUACACUUCGAGCUACAUCAGCUGCUCUUUUGAGCUUUUUGGACGCGAUUCAGUCGGUGAGCGACAUCGCCAACAAUUUGAAAGGUGCUUCGCGAGAUGUCGGAGCUUGUGUGACACGUGUUUGUAUGCGGGAAAGAGCCGUCGAAGCUCGAUUGCGAUCCACGGCCGACACACUAUCUGAACAUGUUGCCCCAACGAUUCUCCAACGCAUCAGCUACUGGAAAAAUCGUACCUAUGACUUGGAGAAGAACAACGCAAAGCAGAUGAAAAAGAGCCGCACAAAGAACCCGGAUCCGUCAACAAUUGCAAAUCAACGAAAUGCGUGUGCUCGAGCUCUGUCAGAGCAACGACAACAGUUCGAAUUCUUCGUGAAAGCGAUUAUGCCCUUUUUGACAUCCCAAGUGUCAUGCAUCGAAGAAGCGACUCAUAUCAUUUCGGCAGUUGACGGCCUCUCUUCCCAAAUGGUUCACACCGAUCCAUCGCAACUUGUUCAAACAGUUUUGUCGGAUUUAGUAGAUGGUGGUGAUUCAAAAGUUUCUCGAGUAUUAGAGGAAUGUCAUCAACAAAACAGUCUCCGCGGCGGAAGCGAGGAUCCAUCGCCGACUUGGAGUGCGGCCAGUGACAUUGCCUCGGGAUCAGCUGACAGCAUUGAUGGUGGAUUGGGUGUAUCGGUAGGUGUCCCAUCAACCACAACAACUCCCUACUACUAUGUGCCAUCAAUUUCUUCCAUCGAUCACGUCUCGCAUCGUUCACUCAGCCGGAAAUCGAGUCAACACAGUAUCGUUUCAAAGAAUAACAGUCUCUUCGAUGCGCCAGUGACAUUUCGGCAAGUGAACGACUCGCUCAAACAACGACCACAAUCAUUUGCCGGUGAUCUUCAGCAAGCGAAUGGAAUUAAUCAGUGGCAAAAUGGUACCUCCGGACCGGACACCCCGUAUGCAGCCAGUAACUACGCGCCGAUUUGCCACCAAAAUGCUCAUCAAUCAUUUGUAAAUGCGGGUGUUUAUAUGAAAAAUGGCUCUUGUUCCUCAUCAGAGGCAGCUUCGACGGCUUUUAUCACGGAAACACUCCAACAAAUCGAUCAACUUGGACACGAGUUGGACAAUUUGUGCAAUCAACAUGAUGCACGGUUAAAUGGAGCGCCUCGACCACAAUCAACCCAGAUUCCCCGGCCAACCCAUUUACCACCACCACACGCGUACAACAACUCGAUUCGGAUGCGACAAAGCUGUAACCGCUCCAGGCCACCACCACCCGAGCGUCGCGGCUCACAGUUAAGCGCAGGCACACCGGCGACUCCCUCAGUGACUCGAUCAAGUAUAUUGGGGAGCCAAAAUUCGUUGAACUCUUCCGCGAUGAGCACUUUUGAUCGAUCGGAUUUCCCGGUGGUCACCGAAACAACCAGCUCUUUCCACUCAAAGUACACAUUC
This is a messenger RNA of Mesorhabditis belari, 1548 nucleotides long. The record is from the annotation of a GenBank genome assembly. Lineage: Eukaryota; Metazoa; Nematoda; Chromadorea; Rhabditida; Rhabditidae.